Coniosporium apollinis CBS 100218 is the source of this 2199-nucleotide messenger RNA. RefSeq lists its product as uncharacterized. The transcript has 3 exons. The record is from RefSeq and is a predicted model, not a curated record. NCBI's taxonomy places the organism in Eukaryota, Fungi, Ascomycota, Dothideomycetes. Bases 1 to 2199 code for a protein of 732 amino acids.
AUGUCGAACAUACCUUUUCGGAAGAUCUUACCCAAGCCCAUGAGGUCUAGCGACCCGCAAAGACUGCAGCGCCUCAAUCAUGUCCGAGGCGACACGCCACCACCUGGAGACACCUCAGACUCCGACGAGCCAGGACUCUCUGGAGCCCCAACACUGCACCGGAGCAGACCCCGAAACGCUCGAAGAGGGGAUGACGAUGGUCGAGGGGACACGCCAGCGCUUGCAAAGAAAUGUCGUCGCUAUGAGCCUGCAGCACCAAAAAACUCUGCGUCGACCGUCGAAGGGCCGUAUGGGCCCUCGAAGCUGCGCCAAGACAUAGGACCACGGCUGUUUGCAAGCGACUACCGUCCUGUACCUGUUAGGAGGAUUAACCCCCGCCAAAAUUUCUACCGAAAAUCCGAGGAGGAUCCCGAUUUACGGAUAGCUGUUCUAGACUACGAACACGAGAAACAUGCAUAUGCAGAGAUUGAGAGGGAGUUAACAGAGGAAGAGGAGCAAAUGAACUGGCUUAUCACUGAAGGAAUAGCGAUUCCUGUCGAUGAUGGCGAUGAAGACGAACCGCCAGAGGGAGCGAUAAGUCCCUCCCUGUUGGAAGCCAGCGGCCUGCCUCCGCUCCAACGCCUUCCAUCCCACGAAGAUUCAUCGCCGUCGUACGAGGAGGGAUCACAUGCGCCAAACGACGAGCCAGCGGAGUCUAUUGUGCCCCGUUUGAUAGUCACCCCACCCACACCACGGCCCGCGUACGCAACUAUGCUCAGCCUGCCAGCUCUUGAGGAGCAACCACCGGCGGAAGAGGUGGCCGCAGGGUCUGGCGAGAGCUCAGGCAGCAUGAGUCCUACCAGUCUUCUCGUUCCGCCGCGUAGAUCCGUACGGUCAGCGCGGUCUAAACCGGUUGAGGCGUCCCAACCAAAUGUUGGGUACCAUUUGCCCGGACAGUUUCUUCCACUGCAUAUUAUACCAGAGAGGUAUGAGCCCAUAGAUGCGCACGAAAAGCUCUAUAGAUCUCGCCGAAGAUGCUGGCGUGAGGAACGGGGCCAUCCCGGGUUCAAACCCAUUCCGGACCCUGUACCAUAUGAAGGCGCGCCUAAAACGUAUACCACCUUCUGGCCCUCCAACUACGAGCUGGAUGUUCUCUAUCAGCAUGAAGACCAAGUGCCAAACUAUAGAGGAGCCUCGGACGGUCGUGUGCAGUUGCGACUUUUUGAGACCAAGUUGUUCAACAUCCAAGUCCGGCUGAAUGACGCCAAGUAUGACCAUGACAAGGCGGUCAGGAGAGUGGUGAAGGCGUACAAAUUCGCGAGGCUGAACGGAUACCCCACUAGAAUCUGGGACGUUCUGGAUUGGCAAGCCACGAACUCCAGUGGAGAAAUCGUCCGGAGGAACGCGCGGGAGCUCCGGCAUGAGUGGUCUGCAACAGCUGCAUGGCUGCGGAAACCGAUCGAGGACGCCGAACUUGUUUUAGAUAGAUUGAUCGGAAUAGCGGACACGUUUGCGGAUUUCGACGACGACGACUACGCCAACCUUGCGGAUAGAGCUCGUUUCCAGUACAUGGUGUGGAUGGACCGGCUUACGCUGCAAGCGCUAGCAGCAACCGAUGGCCGCUACACCGGGAAUCGGCCCGAUGUCAAAUGCCGUAUCUGGGAUUGCUACAACCCAGCCAUGUGCAGAGACGUGCACAGCCAGGUCCUGACCCUCAAACUUUUCACGGGCUAUGCUCUAUCAAUGCACCACCACAACAAUUUGGGAGAAAUACAGGAUGACCCUCGACUGGGACCUAGCGGGCUGGACAUUUACAGACACACUCUGAAUUACACGCCGGGUGACUGCAUCGAUAGCUUGCGCUUGAUCGCGAGUCGGACAGCGGGAACUUCACAAGCCGCCCAGAUCUUUCCGCAAGUCGGCGGGAGUGCCUGGCAGCCAUCUCUGGCCAUCGAGAAUAGCACGCCGUUGGAAGCGAACCCAAGUGGCUCACGAGCAGAUCGUCCGACUGGGAAAGAACGUCAUCAGGAGGCUAGAUCAACCUCGCGAUCAGAUGAAUCUGAGGAGGCUGCGGAGCUUAUGUUACUCACUGCUGACCAGAACAUCGAUUCUAAAUCUGAUCAGAACCGCAAGGACAGUUUCGAAGAUACGGAUGAGGAAGACGAGUAUUUACCUGAGUCACGCGGAUCGUUCAAGAAUGCUAGGAUUAUUUGCGAGUGA